Rotaria sp. Silwood2 is the source of this 600-nucleotide messenger RNA. NCBI's taxonomy places the organism in Eukaryota, Metazoa, Rotifera, Eurotatoria, Philodinida, Philodinidae. The record is from the annotation of a GenBank genome assembly.
AUGUCCCAGUUAUGUGCUAUUCCAACAUGUAAGUACAAAUCAUCUGCUUUAUGUCGUUGUUGUAAUAAAAAUGUCUGUAUUGAUCAUAUGAAAGAGCAUAAUGAUUUAAGAAAAUCUGAAUUAAAUUCUUUAAAUGAUGAAACCAUUAUACUCAAUGAUCAAUUUAAGACAUUUGACAUAGACAAAUUGAUUAAAGAUAGUCGUGAAAUACUCGAGAAAUGGAAAGAUGAUUGUCAUAAAAUUAUCAAUUGUUAUUAUGAACAAAAAUGUCAAGAACUUGAACGAUUUUUCAAUAAAAAAAUUGAUCACUACCGAAAAGAAAUUAAUCAAACACAAACAACAAUUAUUGAUUCAAUUCAUAAGGAAAAAUUUACUCAAAAAAAUCUUGAAUCUUUAAAAUCAACAAUUUACGAUAUUAAACAAGAAAUAAACAAAAUCAAAGAAAAAGGCCUACAAAUCGAUAUUCGUCCUUUUACAUUAGAUAAUCAUGCGAUUUCUAUAAAAGAUUCUAAACCAAAUGCAUUUAAUAUAAAUUCAUUAAUUCUAUCAUCUCCAUAUCAUACAAUUGAAUUUCAACUUGCAUUUUUCAAUACCAUUUAA